Messenger RNA from Seminavis robusta, 978 nucleotides. Lineage: Eukaryota; Bacillariophyta; Bacillariophyceae; Naviculales; Naviculaceae. The record is from the annotation of a GenBank genome assembly.
AUGUACAGGAACUCCACUUCUUCACCCACCAACUUUGUCAACGACAGCUCCACUAGCAGCAACCGCAGCCCCAGUGGAUCCAUGAGACGAACAAACUCGAGAGGCUUCGAUCAAAUGACACCUUUGGCGCCUGGCUACGCUCCCAGCGCGGAUGAUGUCAUGGUCGGAAGAGGGAAGCGUUGCUUGGCCCACUCUGGGAAUCUCCGCUUCAAACAGAUUGUAGCUACCAAGCUUUCUUCAUAUCUGGCUGCAGAAUGUCGCGUGGACAAGACAGCCAUCCUCAUGGAAGUGAUCGCAACAGUGCGAGCCAACAGUCCCAAUGGAGGCUUUAUCAAGCAGAACCCAAAGACUGGACAGUUCUUUGAAGUCGGAGAUUUCCUUGCCAAGGAGAAAACAGCUCAAGCUUUCCGCGAUGCGCUUCACGAGUACUACUCUUCCAGCAACCCCUCCAAGAAGAAGCGCCGCAUUCAGUCCACCGUCAGUUCCGAGAAGAAGGCCAGCAGCAGUAACAACAACAACACACAAGAAGAAAGUGGUGACGGUCUCAGCUCGUCUUCUCACCACAGCAAGCAAUCUUUGGUCAAGGCUAUGCAUUCUCAAUACACUCGCAAGGCCAAGUCGGCUCCCAGUAGCCCUAGCAGAGACUGUGACGACUUGGAACCCAUUGCGCUUGUGGCACGCUCAGCAACUCCUCCUCCCAGCUUUGCUCGCCUUGUGACUGUGGAAACCCCCAAGGACACCUCCAAUGAAGAUCAUCCAGGGGCUGACUAUUCUAACGGCACCACACCUCCCGACAGCCAGCAGUCCAAGCGAAAGAAUUCUGCCGUCAUCUUGGGCGACACCUUGGCCAUGCUUUCUUCGGCCUUGAUGGAUACCCACUUUGCUUCCGACCACGAAUCUGAGAGUGAAGAUCCUUUCGAGCCCAUUCCGCUUGCCAUGUACGGGCAGGAGGAUGACUUUGAACCAGAACCUCUCUAA